AUGGCUUCGACUGCUUUAGCCGCCAAAAUCAUCGCAUUGGCUACAGCGCAAUUAGGGCCUUUGCAUGACUAUCUGUGGGUCUGCCUUUCUAAAGAAAGUGGCAUCGCACAGCCUAUAAGUGUCUGA
Aspergillus niger is the source of this 126-nucleotide messenger RNA. RefSeq lists its product as uncharacterized. The transcript is spliced from 2 exons. The coding region runs from base 1 to 126 and encodes 41 amino acids. NCBI's taxonomy places the organism in Eukaryota, Fungi, Ascomycota, Eurotiomycetes, Eurotiales, Aspergillaceae. The record is from RefSeq and is a predicted model, not a curated record.